Molecule: messenger RNA, 905 nt
Organism: Phoenix dactylifera (date palm)
Lineage: Eukaryota; Viridiplantae; Streptophyta; Magnoliopsida; Arecales; Arecaceae
Source: RefSeq, a predicted model, not a curated record
CAAAAAAGAGAAAAAGUUGGGGAUUUUAUCUCUCUCUUUGCUCGUCCUCCUCCUCCUCGAAACCCGCGCCGCCGCCGCUCUCUCCGGAUUCGAGCCCAAUGGGAGGCGACGUCGAGAAGAUGAUCGCCGUCGGGCUCGUCUGGGGCGCCUCCAACGCCGUCAUGCGCCGCGGCGCUCUUAUCUGGGACCAGAAGCGCUCGGCGACGCCACCGGACGGCCGCCGCGGCCUCCUUGGGCACGUCCUCCGGUGGCUAGACCUUCCUAACCUGGCAAUAUCCGUCCCUUUCCUCAUAAUCUCUCCGCUCCGCCGCUUUCUUCUAUAUCUUGGCGGCUCCCCGAUCUCCGUCGCGGUGCCGGUGACGAAUGCACCAUUCGCCGCCACCGCCGUCGCCGCUUUGAUCUUCGGAGAGGAGAUGCGGGUCGGGCCUGCACUCUUUGGUACCGCUCUUAUCGUUCUGGGUGUUUGGAUUGUAUACAUGAGGAGCUUGAUCAAUGGCCUCAUUUGUUUCUUUUGGAGAAUUCCUCAUUUUGUCUAGGGGUUAUGGAUUUAAAUGGCUUCUAUUUUUCUGGUUUAUUUAUAAUUUUGAUUAAUCUACUUCGAGGCACAUGUUUUGUUUACUUGUCUGUGAAUUGUUAUCUUAUAACCGAUGCAUGUAUGCUGUUUCUAUUGAAUUAAGCUCUUUCACGAAAAAAUUUAAUGGACAGAUAUUUGGUUAAAUUUUAAGACUUUCUGAAUUAUAUUUCUUAUGGUAAAGAAAUUUCUUUUUUUUUUCUGCAUUAUAAGUUGGAUCAUAGUUUUACUAGUGUGAAGUAAAAGUAAACUCUGUUCAUUGGAUUUCACUGCAAGAGGGAUAAAUUUCAUUGGCUACAGAGCAGGCUCUUAGAAUAAACAUAUAAUAAGGUGU